GAAUAAUAUUAUCUAAAUUAUUUGCUCCUCAAUUUGGAUUGUGGCAGCUAAUGCAGAAAUGACUGGGGAAAUUAAAUUAGUUCUGCGGAAAGACAGUAGAACGGAAGGAGACACGUUUUAUGUAGAAAUUGUGCAAGCCAGAAAAAUAACAUACAAGUUCAAAGUAACAGAUCACCUUCCAGAUUUGUAUGUCAAGGCAUAUCUUAUCGUUGGCAAUAAACGAAUCUCUAAGAAGAAAACAAGAAUAUGCAAACAUGAUUUAGAGCCGACAUUUAGUGAGACAUUUCAGUACAAUACAAACGUCAAAGGACUAGCAUUACAGAUAAUGCUGUGGGCGGAUGGGGGAAGAUUUGGUCGCAACUUAUUAAUAGGCGAGGCAUUGGUAUGGUUGGAUACGGUUAAUUUCACUCAAGGAGCAGUAGAUGGAUGGUACAAACUUUUUCUUUCCCCGUUGUCUCCGUCAAAAUCAACAGUACGUACACCGUAACAGUGCUCCAGUUUCGAUAUUGGUAGGGUUAACUGCAACGAUCUUGAGAUCUUCAUUCAGC
Saccoglossus kowalevskii is the source of this 548-nucleotide messenger RNA. Its product is annotated as protein piccolo-like. The record is from RefSeq and is a predicted model, not a curated record. NCBI's taxonomy places the organism in Eukaryota, Metazoa, Hemichordata, Enteropneusta, Harrimaniidae.